Messenger RNA from Hypomesus transpacificus, 798 nucleotides. RefSeq names its product SUB1 regulator of transcription b (gene sub1b). Gene Ontology annotation, molecular function: DNA binding; transcription coactivator activity. The coding region runs from base 110 to 493 and encodes 127 amino acids. Lineage: Eukaryota; Metazoa; Chordata; Actinopteri; Osmeriformes; Osmeridae. The transcript is spliced from 5 exons. Gene Ontology annotation, cellular component: transcription regulator complex; nucleus. Gene Ontology annotation, biological process: positive regulation of transcription initiation by RNA polymerase II. The record is from RefSeq and is a predicted model, not a curated record.
GGUGCGGCCCAUAGUGCGGCCCUUCAGCAGUUUUUCAAACACCAAACGCAUCUCAACUACGCUUUCUUCCCAUUGCAACCGCCGGAUCUUUUUUCAGUCAUCAGCCAUAAUGCCCAAGUCAAAGGAAGUGUUGUCUUCUACUUCUGGUAGUGACUCUGACAGCGAGGUGGAGACCAAGGCCAAAAGGAAGAAGCCCAGCAUACCUGAGAAGCCGGCCAAGAAGCAGAAGAGUGGGGAGAGCUCCCGGCCUGGAGGUUCUGCCAACGCCAAGGGGGAUUCCAACCAGGAAGACAACAUGUUCCAGAUUGGUAAAAUGAGAUAUGUCAGCGUGAGAGACUUCAAAGGCAAAGUGCUGAUCGACAUCCGAGAAUACUGGAUGAACCAAGAUGGUGAGAUGAAGCCAGGCAAAAAAGGUAUUUCCUUGAACCCAGAACAGUGGAGCCAGCUGAAGGACCAGAUCUCUGAGAUCGAUGAUGCGGUAAAGAGAAUAUAACACCCUCGCGGUGCCACAAAACAUGAGCUUGCCUAGUGAUUUUAGUUGUUUGCCGCCAACUUUUACAUUUGGCAGAAAAAGGUUUUGUAAACAACUGAUUUCUUUUUUAACUAGCCAGAUGCAGUUAUGUCCCAAAUAGUCUUUCCUGCAUGUGCUGUGACGUUUGUGUUGUUUUUGAUCUAUCAAAGUGUGUAUGAGUGGGUGCUGUGUGUCUGUUGCUGGUGGGUAUAGUUAUGUUAUGGAGAGUGCUGAAGUGUACUUUGUAUUGAAUAGCACAAUAAAGGCUACUAAGCCUCUUAAUUUAA